Molecule: messenger RNA, 1459 nt
Organism: Papaver somniferum (opium poppy)
Lineage: Eukaryota; Viridiplantae; Streptophyta; Magnoliopsida; Ranunculales; Papaveraceae
Exons: 2
Coding region: 1-1440 (479 amino acids)
Biological process (GO): positive regulation of proteasomal ubiquitin-dependent protein catabolic process; ubiquitin-dependent protein catabolic process; protein polyubiquitination
Cellular component (GO): ubiquitin ligase complex; cytoplasm
Molecular function (GO): zinc ion binding; RNA-DNA hybrid ribonuclease activity; ubiquitin protein ligase activity
Source: RefSeq, a predicted model, not a curated record
AUGGCGGAUACAGAUGUGGAAACGGACUUCGACUUUGCAUUUUCACUACAGUUAGAAGAAGCAAUGACUGCUUCACUGAUCGGCGAUGAACAAGAAAUUUUUCAAAACGUAAGUUAUCUUCAAACUCUGGAAUUACUUGAAAGGUUAAAACUUGAAGAUGAAGAUAGUUUACAAUGGCAAACAGAGACCAACAAAAUGAAAGAUGAUCUCAAACGUUUAAUACAUGAUCAAGAAGUUGCUAGAGAAAUGAGUCGUAUUCCUGAUGAUCAAUGGGAGGAAACUGGUGGUCAUUUUGAGAAACCCUUUGGUGAAGGCUCUUCUUCAUCUACUGAUCAAUUUCUUAACAAUGAGCCUUUUAAGUUGUACUUCAAGGGUUUGUUUAGCAAUGAAAGAGCUGGAGAUACGAUCGCUGGCAUAGGGUUUGCUGUUUGUGAUCCUCUUGGCAACUCUAUUUUGGAUGGAACUAAACCAUUAGUUGGUGAUUGGAAAUCAGAUUUUGCUCCAGAAGAGUUAGAGCUGAAAGUGGAAGCUAUGGCUUUGAUUCAAGGUUUAACUGCUGCUUAUUCGUUGGAUAUGAAGAGGAUUGAUUUUUAUUGCGAUUACUACCCGCUUUAUCAAUACAUCACAAUGAGAUAUCUAGUGAACCAGCAAAACAUUGCAACAGUCAUUGAUCAGGUUUCUCUGCUUCAAAGAAACUUCAUCAGUUGUCGCCCGUUCCUUGUGGCUCGUAAGGAUGUUAAGUUUGCAUUUAAGCUAGCAAGGAAUGCCGUAGAUUCACAGAUUGCCAAGUUGGGUGAAUGCAGCAAUGCUAGGAAUAAGAAGGAGACGUGUGACAUCUGCUUGGAAGAUAUUUCUGUGAGACAAAUGUUUUCCGUCAAUAAUUGCUCACAUCGCUAUUGUUGUUCUUGUAUGAGGCAGCAUGUGGAAGUCAAGUUACUUGACGGGGUGAUGCCUCAAUGUCCGCACGAUGGCUGUAAAACCAUGCUGAAUCAAGAUAACUGCCAACAAUUUAUGACCCCAAAGUUGAAUGAUAUGGUGAGCAAGCGGAUUAAGGAGGAUUCUGUACCUGUAACAGAGAAAGUCUAUUGCCCAAACCCAAAGUGCUCCAACCUGAUGUCAAAGAACGACAUCCCAAAAUUUGUUUGCAAAGAGUCCACUAAUGAACAUCUUUGUGGAAAAUGUAUGAAAUGCAAUGAAUAUUUCUGUUUCAAGUGCAAGGUCCUGUGGCAUAAUCGCAUGACCUGUGAAGCUUAUCAGGCACAAAUAGUCUCUGAGGAUGAUGCAAAGCUGAAGAAACUUGCCGAUACAAAGCUCUGGCGGCAAUGCAAGAAGUGCAACCAUAUGAUUGAACUGGUUUGGGGUUGCUACCACAUCACUUGCAGGUACCUUCUGUCUCUUCUAGAUGGCAUGCUUAUGUUUAAUGCUAUUCGUGGACACUGAGUCCUUUAAGUAAGAUGGU